Messenger RNA from Dermacentor silvarum, 1229 nucleotides. RefSeq lists its product as uncharacterized. The record is from RefSeq and is a predicted model, not a curated record. Bases 18 to 1229 code for a protein of 403 amino acids. The transcript has a single exon. Gene Ontology annotation, molecular function: zinc ion binding; nucleic acid binding. Lineage: Eukaryota; Metazoa; Arthropoda; Arachnida; Ixodida; Ixodidae.
AGCCGAGUGGAACGGCUAUGCUCGGAAUGCUCUCUGCUGGAAACAGCGUAUCGGCCUCAGGCCGAGGAUCGUCGACUCCGUUUCUGAAUGAAGAUGCAAGCUACAAAGUUGUCCUCCCGCGUCUACCAACCGGUAACGAUGUGCUGAAUUCCAUUUUUCUUCAUGCGGACUUGAGUGGCAGACCAUACCGUGCUCCUGACUUCCGAGACGCUCUGCUUGAAGUAGUGGAUACUGCAGAUAUUAUAGGUGUAGGACAGUAUCAGAUGAGCCAUGUAUGGAUGGUUACCUGCGCUAGUAGUGCGGCGAAACAUAAACUCGUCGCUUGUGGUGAGCUCCGUGUCAAAGGACUGAAGUGCAUGGUGAUAGAUCCGGAGACUAAAAAUAUCAAGCUCAAAUUACUCUGGCUUCCGCCUCACCUUGAAGCUCGACGGGUUGAAGAGGCGUUCCAGGCGUACGGUCAGGUGAAGUCUGUCGAGAGAGAGGUGUGGAGAUGCACUGGUAUGGAACAGUGGGUGACUACAAACCGGGAGGUUUCCUUGGUGCUCAAGGAUACUGUCACCGUAAGCUCAAUACCACGCAUUAUGUCCAUUUAUGGACACCAGUGCCUGGUACUUAUCCCCGGCAGGCCUCCGCUGUGCCUCCGUUGCAAGCGUGUGGGACAUGUCCGUCGACAAUGCAGAACGCCGAGGUGCUUGCAGUGCCUCCGAUUUGGUCACUCGGUGGACGCCUGUGUAUCGACCUGUGCCAAUAAGCUUCGUUCUGGGCAACACAGCGCAGAAGAGCCACAACUGGACCAUCUCAUGGAUGCUACAGAGAUAGUCGAUGCUACCGGAGAAGCCACAGGCGGCAUCAGGGACGAAGAACAGGAGUCUCCAGAGCCAAUGCCGAGCAGCCACAGCAUCUCAAGCGAAGCUACUGGCAAUAACUCGGUUUGCACACAUGACCUAGAAAACCUUAAAGAAAAGCCCCCCGAUGGCGACAAGGAAGAAGAGGCGAUGGACAGCAGUCAAGCGAGGAAGCGUCCGGCACCGUGCAACGAUGAAACAACGGGGAGUGCAGUACAGGCACCCGAGAGUGUGCCUUCUAGUGCUCAACGAGUUCCCUCCCCUGGUGAUGGUGUGCCGCGGCGGUUUUGUCAGCGAAGUAAGGAGAGUGCUAUAAAGAAGUGCAAAGGGAGCAAGACCACAGAUUUACCUGUGGCCAAGGGUGAUGAAGAACAAAAGCUUUAG